This is a messenger RNA of Nanorana parkeri, 1398 nucleotides long. RefSeq names its product FOS like 1, AP-1 transcription factor subunit (gene FOSL1). Bases 46 to 924 code for a protein of 292 amino acids. Gene Ontology annotation, biological process: regulation of transcription by RNA polymerase II. Lineage: Eukaryota; Metazoa; Chordata; Amphibia; Anura; Dicroglossidae. The transcript is spliced from 4 exons. Gene Ontology annotation, molecular function: DNA-binding transcription factor activity, RNA polymerase II-specific; RNA polymerase II cis-regulatory region sequence-specific DNA binding. Gene Ontology annotation, cellular component: nucleus. The record is from RefSeq and is a predicted model, not a curated record.
GUCUGAGUCAGUGUGAUUUAGACAGGAGAGCUGCGUGCACGGAUCAUGUACAGAGACUUUUCUGUGACUUAUCCUCAUCAGGACUUAGGGUGCAGCAGUUCUAGUCACAGCCCUGACUCAGGGAGUUCGCACUUCGCAGCAGUUAGUAUGGGUCACAGCAUAAGAUCAACCCCUCCUGAGGAUCACCAGCAGAAAUUCACAACUCACCCGUCUUCCAGUCCUUUCAUCCCAACAUUAAAUGCGAUAACCUCAAGUCAAGAUCUUAACUGGAUGGUCCAGCCUAGUGUUCGACAAUUAGCCUUACCACCAUACCACAGCCCUCGUCAUGGUGUCAUCAGAAGCAUGAGCGGAGUCUUGAAUAUGGCAAGGAGACGUGUUGGUGAACAUAUAUCACCCGAAGAAGAGCAGAGGAGAAGAGUGCGAAGAGAGAGGAAUAAGAUCGCUGCCGCCAAGUGCAGAAACCGCCGUAAAGAGCUAACUGACUACCUUCAAGCAGAGACAGACCAGCUGGAAGAGGAGAAGUCAUCUCUGCAAAAGGAGAUAGCAGAGCUGCAGAAACAGAAAGAUAAACUUGAACUGAUUCUUGACGCCCACCAACCGAUCUGCAAAGUGGCCCACUCUCAACAGGGGGGCUCUCCUAAACUUGUUAAGGAAGAGCCACAUGAUGAACCUGCACGAGGCCCCAGAGUCAGACUUCCUAGAAUAGAGAUUAGUGACACAGUUCUUGAACCAGAGGCCCUUCACACUCCUACCUUGAUGAAGACACCAUCAAUUACACCCUUCACACCAUCCUUGAUGUUCACUUAUCCUGGACCUCAGGAAUCCUGCUCCACAGCUCAUCGCAAGAGCAGCACUAGCAGUAGCAAUAACAGCGGGGAUCAAAGUCCAGGGUCGCUCAGCUCACCGACUUUAUUGACUCUUUAAAAUGAUUUUGUAGAGGAGGGUGCCUUCAGGAGUAUUACAUUUUGUCUAAACUGAUUUCAGGUAGACUUAUGCCAGUCUUAAAAUUGUUGUAGAUCCCAGUAUAUAGGAUAAGAUUCACUUGAUCAGUAAAGCAUGCUAUCACUUUUUCCUACAUUUGUUUGCUAAUAUAUUUGUUUCAUUGUAAUUUGUUAGAUGCAUGGCCUCUUUUUAUAAGGUCACAAGUUAAGUCAGAUCUAUAGAGCUAUAUAAGGGCACAGGGUCACAGUUAAAGGCAGAGCCAACAUUAAACUGCAUGUCCACUGUUGUAUGGUCAAAAAAAAAGUUAGCGGCAGAGCCGAAAUAAUACUAUGUUACUGCGUAGUAGGGGUUUCGGAAAAAGUAACGGCAGAGCCGGUCUACUAUGUAUUUAUUAAAGUAUAUUUUUAUAUGGUUAUUGUUUGGGAUAAAGUGUAUACAUAUUAUUAAUGAAUAAUA